UCCCCAUUCAUGAUUCUUUUUCAUCAUCAAGCUCAAGCAUUAUCAAUUUAGCCAUCAAAGGUCUCUAAUUUUCUCAUUUAGUUUCUUGUUUACAGUCUUCAAAGGAAAAAAUGGCAAUGCUCAGUGCUAAGAAACUCAUCAAGAUGGCCAGGAAAUGGCAGAAGUUUGCAGCCAUGCAGAGGAAGAGGAUUUCAUUUCCAAGAAAUGGUAGUGAUGCAGACAGUUGCAGUACAUCUUCAUCAUCUACAGUUGAGAAAGGCCAUUUUGUAGUAUAUACAACUGAUCAAGCCCGUUUUGUCGUUCCCUUGGCUUACCUUGAAAAUGAGGUCAUAAAGAAACUUUUGAGCAUGUCUGAAGAAGAGUUUGGGUUGCCGAGUGGUGGCCCUAUUAAAUUACCAUGUGAUUCAGCCUUCAUGAGCUAUAUCAUUUCACUAAUCAAGAAAAGUGUAGCUGCGGGAGAUCUUCACAAAGCAGUGCUCCUCACGAUUCCUUCAUGCUGCUGUUCGACUUUUUCUAUGCACCAAAAAAUUGGAAGCCGACAACUUCUUGUUUAUUGAGUCAAGGACAACAUAUUUUUCGCAGAUGGCCAAAAUAGUAUGUAGAGAAGUAGACAUUUAAAAAUGCACAAUUGUAUAGAACAUCAUACAAAUUGAAUACUACUUCAUUUAAAAAUUCACCAUAUUCAUGAGUCAUGGCUUUCACUUUUUUAUUUUUUUAAGAGAAGUCCUAAGCAUCUAAUGUUGGAUUUUGGAACCUCCUUGACAGAAGGAGUAGAUAAUAUGAAAAUUUGACACCGAGUAGAUCAAUCAAUUAACAAUAAUUCAGCUAUCUCAAACCCCAACAGUUUAGUCUCAAUUAUAUGAAUCACCUUUAAGCAUUA
Molecule: messenger RNA, 880 nt
Organism: Solanum lycopersicum (tomato)
Lineage: Eukaryota; Viridiplantae; Streptophyta; Magnoliopsida; Solanales; Solanaceae
Product: auxin-responsive protein SAUR68-like
Biological process (GO): response to auxin
Source: RefSeq, a predicted model, not a curated record